This is a messenger RNA of Penicillium macrosclerotiorum, 1821 nucleotides long. Its product is annotated as Major facilitator superfamily domain general substrate transporter. The transcript has 4 exons. The coding region runs from base 1 to 1821 and encodes 606 amino acids. Gene Ontology annotation, biological process: transmembrane transport. Gene Ontology annotation, molecular function: transmembrane transporter activity. NCBI's taxonomy places the organism in Eukaryota, Fungi, Ascomycota, Eurotiomycetes, Eurotiales, Aspergillaceae. The record is from RefSeq and is a predicted model, not a curated record.
AUGGGUGUCCGUCCCUUGAUCCGAAGAACCCGUACGGUCUUCCGCCACAUGGUGGCCAGGGAGUCCGAGCAGGCCGACAAUGACUUUAUUGAGCAGAACGCAAAACAAAAUGUGAAUAUCCAAAGAGGUUCGGAUACGAACAAUGACUGCCUCUCAAGGCAUAGUGGCUCGGAGUCUUAUGAGAUGCCCGAUGCAAAUGCUCAACAUGGAGUUCAAGACGUCGAGGCCGUCACAACUACUUGGUCGAGGCGCACGUUGGUCGCAGUUUUCAUCAACAUCUGGUUCUUGUAUUUUGUGAAUGCAUUCCAAGCCACGGUAACCUCCAGCCUCAACCCCUAUGUGACCAGUUCCUUCAAGGCACACUCACUCUCCGCGGUGCCUACUGCAUUGGGGGAUGCCUUUGCCGCUGCAACUUACCUUCCAAUGGCCAAGAUGAUGGAUGUGUGGGGUCGUGCGGAGGGGUUCCUUUUCAUGGUGAUCUGCCUGACCAUAGGGUUAGUUCUCAUGGCUUCCUGCGACAGCUUCGAGGUUUACUGCGCUGCGAAUAUUUUCUAUUAUUCGGGCUUCUAUGGCAUGGAAUACGCAAUCGACGUUGUGACCGCAGAUGCCUCGACCUUGAAAAAUCGUGCCUUCGCGUAUGCACUCACCUCAUCUCCAUAUAUCAUCACAGCCUUUGCUGGACCGAAGGUAGCGAACGAGUUCUAUUAUCAAGUUACUUGGCGGUGGGGCUUUGGUACUUGGGCGAUUAUGACACCUUUGGCGGCUAUCCCAUUAUACACUAUGCUCAAGUAUAAUUUAUACAAGGCAGAAAAAGAAGGCCACCGGAUCAAAAGACCCAGCGGUCGCACAGUCCUGGAAAGCAUUUGGUACUGGACUGUUCAGGUUGAUUUGUUUGGGGUGUUCGUGUUCACUGCUGGUCUGGUGUUAUUCGAGCUUCCUUUCGACAUUGCUGACUACGCACCUCAAGGCUGGGCUUCCGCUUAUAUCAUCGCCAUGCUUGUUCUGGGUUUCUCUAUGCUCUUCGUCUUUGCUUUCUGGGAACGAUGGCUAGCUCCCGUGCCGCUCUUUGACUGGCGCCUACUAACCCAUCGUACUAUUAUUGGUGCGGUUCUCUUGGACGCAACUUAUCAGCUCUCAAAUUAUUGCUGGAGCUACUAUUUCACAUCCUGGCUACAAGUAAACAAUGACCUGACCAUUACUACCGCGAAUUAUAUCAGCAACAUCUUUGACAUGGUCUCUGGGGUACUCCUGCUACUUGUUGGUUGGAUUAUCCGAAGAGUUGGCCGGUACAAAUGGACCCUCUAUAUUGCCGUCCCACUCUAUAUCUUCACUCAGGGGUUAAUGAUCCACUUCCGACAGCCUAACAUGAAUGUUGGCUAUCAGGUGAUGUGUCAGAUUUUCCUUGCUAUCGGCGGCUCUAUCUUCAUCCUUAUUGAACAGCUCUCUAUCCUGGCUGCUGUUGAUCAUCAACAUGUUGCCACUGCUUUAGCCUUAUUGAACGUCGCUGGCACCAUUGGUGACAGUGCUGGUCUCACAAUCAGCACUGUCAUUUGGCAAAACACGUAUAUAAAGGCUCUUCUACGGUAUCUUCCAGAAUCAGCCAUGUCAAACCUGGACAAUAUUUACGAGGAUCUGGUUACACAGUGUUCAUAUCCUAUAGGAAGUGCAACUAGACUUGCUAUUCAAAAGGCGUACGCCUAUGCAGAGCUGAGGUUACUUGCAGUAGGAUGUGGCAUCAUGGUUUUGGCAAUUCCAUGGACCAUCCUCAUCAAAGAUGUUGAUCUGAAGAGGAAACGGCAGGUGAAAGGAACGGUUUUCUAA